AUGCUCCGAAACCUUCUCUUUGCUUCUAUACUCAUUGGUACAGCAUGUGCAAUUCACCUGCAGUACCUGAACAUUGAUUCUGCUGAGGAAGACUUUGAUGAGAGUUUGAGUGCUGUCAGUGAGGCUGAGGAUCUGCCGAUGCCUAACGCACAGCUGCCUGGUGUGUGCUGGGCAUGUGAGUGGUCCAUGAAGAAAAUAAGAAAGCAACUGAAUAACAAUGCAAAAAUGGACAUGAUUAGAAGUAAAUUGAAAAAUGUCUGCAAUAAAAUUGGAUUCAUGAAGGACAAAUGUACCAAGAUGAUUAUGAAAUACAUGGACAUUUUAAUUGAGGAACUUUCUACUCCUGAUGAUCCAAAAACCAUCUGUAUAAAUAUCGGUGUUUGCAAGCCAAAGUCGGAAUUCAUGAUGGAAUUCAUCCAAGAGUUUCCACAAGUCCAACAGAAUCUCUGAGGCAGUACACAACUCAAUAUAAGAACAACAUAAAAUAAUUAAUUGUGCUGUAUUUGAAAAAGCAGCUAAUGUUUAAAACAAAAAAAUGCUU
This is a messenger RNA of Trichomycterus rosablanca, 541 nucleotides long. Its product is annotated as antimicrobial peptide NK-lysin-like. NCBI's taxonomy places the organism in Eukaryota, Metazoa, Chordata, Actinopteri, Siluriformes, Trichomycteridae. The record is from RefSeq and is a predicted model, not a curated record. Bases 1 to 450 code for a protein of 149 amino acids. Gene Ontology annotation, biological process: lipid metabolic process; defense response to bacterium. The transcript is spliced from 5 exons.